This is a messenger RNA of Abrus precatorius (Indian licorice), 745 nucleotides long. RefSeq names its product cytochrome b-c1 complex subunit 7-2-like. Gene Ontology annotation, biological process: mitochondrial electron transport, ubiquinol to cytochrome c. The record is from RefSeq and is a predicted model, not a curated record. The coding region runs from base 140 to 508 and encodes 122 amino acids. The transcript has 4 exons. NCBI's taxonomy places the organism in Eukaryota, Viridiplantae, Streptophyta, Magnoliopsida, Fabales, Fabaceae.
CUCACUCGAAGGAAGCAACAACGCGAGGAAAAGUAAUCGUCGUACACUCAAAAACCUUUAUAAAACGCACUUGUUUGUCUUCUUCCUCUGCGAUUGUUCGGGAAACUCUAACGAAACAGCGAGAGAAGCGAACAGUGCAAUGGCGUCGUUUUUGCAAUCGUUUCUGGAUCCAAAGAAGAACUGGUUCGCUGCUCAGCACAUGAAAUCUCUCUCCAAACGCCUUCGGAAAUACGGGCUCCGAUAUGAUGAUCUCUACGACCCUUACUACGAUAUAGAUGUGAAGGAAGCUCUUAAUCGGCUUCCGAAGGAGAUUGUUGAUGCACGCCACGCGCGUCUUAAACGCGCCAUUGACCUUUCCAUGAAGCACGAGUACCUCCCUGAAGAUCUUCAGGCAAUGCAAACACCAUUCAGGGGCUACCUUCAGGAUAUGCUGACCCUUGUCAAGAGGGAGAGAGCAGAACGUGAUGCAUUGGGAGGUUUGCCCCUGUAUCAACGAACCAUUCCUUGAAUAUAUUAAGUAUUGCAUGAAGCUAUUUUGAUUGGAGUUGGAGUUUGAAUUUGUAUUAAUGUUGUGGUAGAAUGUUUUCUCUGAAGAAGAAAAAUAUGGACAGCUUUUUUGUUGAAAUCUUAUGUGAACUGCAUUUUUUUAGCUAUGAUCUUGCCUCAGGCAUUUUCUAAUAAAUGGCAACAAUAAACUGGUUUGCCUUCAAGAUUAAUAGCUUGCAUGUUCUUUUGGUUCUCUGUU